Molecule: messenger RNA, 249 nt
Organism: Hydatigera taeniaeformis
Lineage: Eukaryota; Metazoa; Platyhelminthes; Cestoda; Cyclophyllidea; Taeniidae
Source: the annotation of a GenBank genome assembly
AAAUCGCUUUCAUGCCUGUGUCCCCACGCCUACGUGCAGACACAGUUUACGGCCGGCGAAUUCCGCGUCCGCGAUCCCACUUCUCCGUGGACGAAGACGCUAAUCCAAGUUGAGAUUGUGAGAGAGCUUGUUGAUCUCAAAGUCAACCAUCUUUCCAACGGUGUGAUGCUAAUGAGAGGCGACGCGACAGUGUCCUUUUCAACACUGAUGAAAAUAGCGCCGGCCGAUGACUACACUAUGGUGCCAUGA